AUGCUUAUUCUUGCAAUACUCCUGGCCACCACCCUCAGCGCAUGGGCAACACCCCUCCAGCCAACGUUCUCUUCUUGUCUUCUUGAAACUUCCCCAAUCGCUGCAGCGGAGAAUCUUCUCGACGUCAAUGAUGUCUACGCCAGCCUCGUGCCCGGAAGGCAAGCAAAAGAGCUUGGGCUGGUGGGAAACGGGCGUGAUGUGCUGAGGCUGGACCUCGUUGGAGUAACAGGAGCAGUGCUGAACGGGUAUGAUAAUACUACAAACAAGCUGGCCACGCUAUUCACCGAUACACAUGCUGCCUCUUUCAGUGUCUACUCGACAACCAGCUGGCUCUGUAACUCGCUUUUCCCUGCCAACCUCCCGACCCCAUACUACCCCUAUAAUACGACAUACUGCCCUCUCGCCGCUGGUGAUUUCGCCGUGAAUGUCUCAAUUCCUCUGUAUCGCUCGUAUGCCCUUACGACCCUACGAACUCGGAUUCGCGUGGUCGACACUUCAUCAUCAGCUGCCAAUCUCGCCUGCAUCGACAUUCACGUGUCUCCCUAUGAGAGGACGGGGUGGUACUACGAGUUGUUCUUGUACCUUCCCGUCGCCAUCCUGCUGGGUUUCUGGCUGGUCUCUUGGGGAGCGAGAUUCGUGACUGGAUGGAUCGUGGGAAGCGGUGUUGCAGAGUAUGGUCAGAAAGAAUCUGCCGGAGCGAGGCUGGUGACGGGAGGUUCCAGCAGAAGGGAGGCGACGAUGAGAAAGUGGGGUACGAUGAUUAUCAGUGGGCUGAGUGGUGAACGAUUGAGUGUCAGUGGAGGUCUUUUACGAUUCGUCACUCCAGGUGUUCGAGACAUUCUCUUCCACAUUCAAUACGCCGCCAUGCUCGGUAUGAUCUCGGUCCAAUGGCCGGAGUUCUCGUACCCCAUCUUUGCCCAAGGCGCCUGGGCCCAUCUGCUCGGCAACACCACCAUCGUGCAAAGCUCCGACUCUGAACGGAUUGACACCUACCCCAGCAAUUACACCCCUUCCCUCGCCUUUUCUGGGCAAAUGUCCGACUCUCAAUAUCCCCUCUACAUGGACGACACUGCGUUUGACCCUCUCCUCGACUUGCACCAUUCCAGUCGAGGGAUGGAGUCUUUUGCGACCGCUGUAGGGCUGAGGGUACAGGAUCUUUUUGGGACGUGUCUUGUCAUCUUCUUGUGCAUCGCGGGUGCGGUGUUGGUCAUCAGUUUGACGCUCUGGUUCUUCCAUGGACUCAUGGAGUACCUCUUUGGCGGAAGCAAGCACGGUACACCCGUCGGCAAGCGGGCUACGCUGGGAACGAGCCCCCGACCUAGUUUGGGUGGAAAGGAGACGCUUGAAGGCAGGAAUGCGUCCUCUACCGAUAUGCUGGGAUCACUUCCCACGCAAUCAGCAUUCUUCAGCCACAAAUCAUCUUCGCCCGGACACCUGAGACGUAUCUGGCUGCGUUUCCGACCAAGAGGCGAAGCUGGCGCUUUCCACACUGCUGCUCUUUACGGAAACCUCAUCCGCCUCAUCCUGGUCUUUCACCUCCCCGUCACCAUCUUUUCAAUGUACCAACUCUGUCUUGGCUCGCAAGCCAGUAUCGUCUCCCGUGUCUUUGCCGCCCUUGCUUUCGCCUUCAUCUCUGUCCUCUUCCCCGCCCUCAUACUCUGGAAGAUCUACAAAACCCCCACCGGAAAACUAUACGACGCCACCCGUACCCUCCUCUCCCUCGGUCCGAUGUACAACAUCUACGUCGAGAAGAAGCAAAUGUAUCGAGCCCUCACCCUGCUCGCAAGUUUGGUCGUCGGUAUCGCCGUCGGCGCAGGACAAGGAAGUGGAUUGGCACAAGCAAUAGUGCUGAUCAUUGUGGAAUUGGUCUUGCUGAUUGUGCCUGGUGUUUGGUACCCAUGGGGCGAGGGGGCGAGUAUGGGCGCGCCCAAUGCGUUGCUAGGCGCCUUGAGGUUGAUCAGUGUAGUCCUCGUCAUGCUGCUCGCCAAGAUUAUCGGCAUGUCAGACACCGCCUUGGACUGGAUAGCCUACGCCGUCCUCAUCCUCCAAGCAAUCAUAUUCGUAUUUUUCCUCUUUAUGCUCUUUACCAAGAUCAUCGAGGGCUCCAUCCGGCUGUUUGGCGGUGUGCACUUUGACGAGUCGACGCAUCCGCUUGAUGGAGGGAUCUUUGCGGUGAUCAUGGAUUUGGACUGCUUGAACCCCGUGCGCGGGGGCAAGGCUGCAGAGAGGAGGCGGAGAAAGCACGGAUCGAGACAGUUGCAGAAGAACGUCUACGAAGCUGGCAGUUUAUCUACGCAGAUGAUGCUGGAUAGGCAUUCGCAAGGCGUCCCCCGCCAGGCGACAGCAGAACAAUCCACCCCCUUCCUCUAUCCCGAUCAACCUCCCCUCGGGCCGCCUCCUAUCGAACGCCAAAGCUCCGACAGACGGAGCUUCGAGUCGAGGUCGGAAGAGAGGCAUGGAGAGGCGAAUAUCAUGGAUGCUUGGAGGCCUGCUCCUGGGUCUGGACUGGGGUACGCCCCGCCGGGGAUGUAUGCGCCGCAAGUAUCGUCCCCUCCUAUCUCGCCUGUGCCGAACCCGGCGUAUGGGACGGGGAACGCACCCAGCAGGAGCUUUUCCCGUGUACGAGGCGGUCGGUCGAAUUUUGAGCAUCCGUAUGAUAUCCAAGGGCCUGCGUCGAGUGGGGUACCGGUGAUGACGGCGAUGGCGAUGCCGACGCCGACGAUCAAGGUGUCGCAAGCGGGGCAGAGACCAAUGUCGCCCCCGCAUAACCGGCAAUAUUCGUCCUCGGCGUUGAUAGAGAUGGCUUCUUCCCCGCAGAAUACACCUCCUUCAAGGGGCAUCGAGUUGCCGGCUGCGUACCCAACGUCUCCGCCUGCACAGACGCCGCAGGGGAUACGGCCCGAUAGACAAGGCCAACGCCCGCCCGCGCUUGCCAUUCCCAAACGCCGGUCGUUGAAUGAUAUCAAACAAGAUUCCGAUAUGUCCACCGACUCGCAUUACUCUGAGCAUGAGAGGAAGAAGAAGAAGGGGAAGAGACGGAGUGCGGGGUGGUUCCAUCGGAAUGAGACCCGGACGGGGGAUAGUGAGAGCGAAGAGAGCUCGGAUGAUGAGCCUGGGCCGUCGAAGCGAAAGACGCGCAAGGCGGCUUUGGUUGCUGCCCAGAUGCGCGAGCCGGAACCGUUUGAGGAUGUGUCCAAUCUCGAGCCUCAGCCGCCUGCGUGGAAGCGGAUGUUGGGUAUGAAGAAGAAGCUGGGCGAGGAAGAAGAGUUGGAGAGGGACGAGAACAAGGCGAGGAAGGCUGCGCUGGCGACGGAGAGUGGGUCGUUGUUUGCGGGUGUGCAAGCGCCAAAGCCGUCUCCGAAGAAGGGCUUUGUGGUCAGGCGGAGUGGGGAGGGCGGGCCGACGUAUGUGCCCAUGGCGGCUCCUGCAUCUCCUCCCGGUGAACCGCAGUCUGCAUCGACGAGCUUUAGGGUGAAGCGUAUGGGCCAGCCUCAACAGACGCCUACGCCGCAGAGGGUGGACUCGCCGACUGAAGUCAAGUCUGUACACGCGAGCCCGUCCUCUCAGUACUUGCCGCUUUCAGCUGCGGGAAAUAGUACAGGGCGAAGCAGCGGGGAAAGCACGGGGGAGAAGAAGGGGUUCAAGGUGAUCCGGCCAGCGAAGAGUGCUGCCCCAUCGCCUGCUGCUAGUAGUACCGGCUUUGUCGUCAAUCGUCGGUCGUCGCCCCUUGUCACGCCGACUGGCGAGAGUCAUCCCGUGCAGACGGGCUAUCCACCGUCGUCUUUUGUACCGAUGGGGAGGGCGAGUCUGGAAGAUGGAAGACCCCCCGCGAGGCCGAUGAAGAAUCCGAGGCGGUCUAGUGAGAGCCAGAGGGGAGAAUAG
Messenger RNA from Cryptococcus wingfieldii CBS 7118, 3882 nucleotides. RefSeq names its product membrane protein. Gene Ontology annotation, biological process: transmembrane transport. The record is from RefSeq and is a predicted model, not a curated record. Bases 1 to 3882 code for a protein of 1293 amino acids. The transcript has 4 exons. NCBI's taxonomy places the organism in Eukaryota, Fungi, Basidiomycota, Tremellomycetes, Tremellales, Cryptococcaceae.